UGACGACUUCCGCCUGAAUUUCACAACUAUCCCAUGUGGUUGGGAAUACGGGUUUUCUCGUAAUAAACCCAUAAUUACAGAAAUGGAGUACAUGAAAGAAAAACCCACACCAUCUGUAAACUUCAUACUAUGCUGUCAAUGUGGUACCCAUAUAGAACCCAAUCCCACCAACACGUGUGUGUCCUGUCUGAGGACCCAGGUGGACAUCACAGAGGGCAUCCCAAAACAAGGCGUCCUGUAUUUCUGUAGGAACUGUGAGAGAUAUCUACAGCCUCCGAGUCACUGGGUCAAUGCCUCACUGGAGUCCAGAGAACUUUUAUCAGUCUGUCUGAAGAAAUUGAAAGCUGGUCUUAGCAAGGUACAUUUGGUUGAUGCUGGCUUUGUGUGGACAGAGCCCCACUCACAGAGGAUAAAGGUUAAGCUUUCUGUACAGAAAGAGGUGUUGAACAGUGCCAUGCUGCAGCAGGUGUUUGUGGUGGAGUUUGUAGUCAACAACCAGAUGUGUGAUGACUGCCAUCGAGUAGAGGCCAAGGAUUUCUGGAGGGCCGUGGUACAGCUACGUCAGAAGACAGACCAUAAGAAGACAUUUUACUACCUGGAGCAGCUCAUUCUGAAACACAAGGCACAUGCUCAUACAGUCAAUAUCAAACCACUUUACGAUGGGCUGGACUUUUAUUACGCUCAUAAAAACGAUGCUAGGAAGUUGGUGGAUUUUCUAGAAACAGUUGUUCCCUGCAAAUACAACAUUGCACAGGAACUUGUGACCCAUGACCCCCACAACAAUACGUUUACAUACAAACACACGUUCUCUGUGGCUAUUGUACCCAUAUGUAAGGACAAUGUGGUAUGCCUCCCACAGAAGCUGGCUCAGUCACUAGGAAACAUCAACCCUAUCUGUGUCUGUAAUAAAGUCACUCAGGCUAUCCAUAUCAUUGACCCAAACACACUACAGGUUGCUGAGAUCAGUGGAGCCUUGUUCUACAGGUGGCCAUUUAGCAGUCUGUGUUCACCCAAACAGUUAGUGGAGUUCAUGGUCAUGCAGGUAGACUUCAUACCGGAAAAGGAGCAGAGUAAGCGACACUUUCCUGUGUCGAAUAAGCAUGUCCUGGCUGAUGUGUGGGUGGCUAGAAUGACCAACGCUGGACUGAGUGACCAACAGCAUUUCUGUCGUACAUUCCUUGGUCAUCUGCUGAGUGCAGGAGAUGUAGUACUUGGAUUUGAUUUCACCAAUGCCAACAUCAACAAUCGUGAGCUUGAGAACAUUAAACCCGAAAAAGUGCCAGAUGUUGUGAUUGUCAGGAAGGUGUUUGGGGACAAGACACAGAGGAACAAAAAGAGGCGAUGGAAACUGAGACAUCUCCAUGAAGAAACAGCAAGCAAUGACAGGGAUUACAAUGACUUUUUGGAAGACUUGGAAGAAGAUGCAAAUUACCGCCAAGGUGUCAACAUCUAUAAAGACAACAGUAAGAUUGCUGUUGAUGCAGAUGACACUGAUGAUGAAGACCUGCCUCAGAUCAGUCUCCAAGAGAUGCUUGAUGACCUACAUAUUGAAGAAGAUGCUACUGGUGGGGAGGGAGCUGAAAUGAUAGAAUAGUACCCGUGUGUUAGAAACAGUUACAUUUUACAAGGUUUUAACAGCUAUACCCAACCAACACCCUUUUCAAUAAUGUCUUUCAGAUGCAUUUUAUGGAUGAAGUCCUGCUGUUUUUUGACAAUAAUUCACUUUUGAUGCAAAGUAUGAAAGCACCUGAUUAUUUUUCACUAUCAAAUAACAUAUAAACUAACCGCUUGUCCUAUCCAAAGCAUGGCAUUUUCUUUUAAACUCUUCAAACAUGAAUGGCUGUAUGUUUUGUUUGAAUAAAUCAUGAAGGUCUAAUGUCUUUGUGGUAUCUGA
Mizuhopecten yessoensis (Yesso scallop) is the source of this 1894-nucleotide messenger RNA. RefSeq names its product 60S ribosomal export protein NMD3-like. The coding region runs from base 83 to 1594 and encodes 503 amino acids. Gene Ontology annotation, biological process: ribosomal large subunit export from nucleus. The transcript has 15 exons. Lineage: Eukaryota; Metazoa; Mollusca; Bivalvia; Pectinida; Pectinidae. The record is from RefSeq and is a predicted model, not a curated record. Gene Ontology annotation, molecular function: ribosomal large subunit binding. Gene Ontology annotation, cellular component: nucleus; cytoplasm.